CCGGUCACGUGACGGAAGCCAAGAUGGCGGCGCUGUGGUGAGGUAAGCGCUGUGUGACUUCCUGAUGGCGCUGCGCUCGAGCUCCGAGUGACCGGCGGCGGGCCAGGACUGGACAGGCGGCUGUCCCGGGAGAUGCAGGAGGAAGGGACCAAGACCAAGACCAAGAGCAUGUUCCUGUCCCGGGCCCUGGAGAAGAUCCUGGCCGACAAGGAGGCCAAGAAAGCCCACAGCUCCCAGCUCAGGAAGGCGUGUGAGGUGGCCCUGGAAGAGAUCAAGUGUGAAUUUGACCAGCAGAAAGAUGGCUCCUCAAUACCCUCCAAACCUCAGUUCAUUGAAGCCGAUAAGUAUUUCCUUCCAUUCGAGUUGGCAUGCCAACAGAAGUCUCCACGCAUUGUCAGCACCUCGCUGGAUUGUUUGCAGAAACUCAUCGCGUACGGCCACAUUACUGGAAAUGCACCAGAUAAAGGAGCCCCUGGCAAGCGCCUUAUUGAUCGCAUUGUUGAUACAAUUUGCAACUGCUUUCAAGGUCCUCAAACAGAUGAAGGGGUACAGCUACAAAUUAUAAAGGCUCUUCUCACUGUGGUAACAUCGCCAUAUGUAGAAAUCCACGAAGGGACGAUCUUGGAGACCGUUCGGACAUGUUAUAACAUUUACUUGGCAAGCAAAAAUCUGGUCAACCAAACUACUGCCAAGGCAACACUCACUCAGAUGCUGAACGUCAUUUUCAUCAGGAUGGAGAAUCAAGCGCUUCAGGAAAUUGUGAAUCACGAAAAGCAGCAACAAAAACUACACUCUCCCGCCCUCCGCAAACCAGCAGAAUCCCCGUUGGCCUCGCUGCACACUCUCAACUACCCGGAAGCAGAGCCUCCGUUACCACAGAACUAUAGUAAUGUUGGCAACGGUGACCAAGAGAGGGGCAGCAGAGCAGAACCGGAGGGCAGCGAGGAUAGUGUAACUGCUGAGCCCAAACUGAACGAGUACAGAACCGACGAUGGACCCAAAUACAGUGAGGAUCCUGGAAGAAUAGAGGACAGAACCGAUGGCGGACCCAAAUACACUGAGGAUCCUGAAAGAAUAGAGGAAAGAACCGAUGGCGGACCCAAAUACAUUGAGGAUCCUGGAAGAAUAGAGGACAGAACCGAUGGCGGGCCCAAAUACAUCGAGGAUCCUGGACGAAUAGAGGAAAGAACCGAUGGCGGGCCCAAAUACAGUGAGGAUCCUGAACGAAUAGAAGACAGAGACGAUUCUGAGAUUAAAUCGGGAUCAGAUCACACUGAUGACAAAGCUGGUGACAAGCUCAAAUCUACACAGGAAUCUGAUCUCUGUGAAGAAAGAAUGGCCAUGGCACCCAAGGGCAGCACAGAUGGAAUAGUCACAGAACCCAGUUCCAACCUGCCUGGUCCCGGAAAUGUUGAUGAAACAGUUGCAUCCGAAAUCCCCACAUCUGCUGAAAGGAACCAAACCAACGGGAUUGCAGACGAUGGGCAGUCGGUGUCCUCUACUGAUAUUAUGGAAUCAGAGUCCGUCCACGGGCACCAGUCCGGAGCUCGGUUCUCUCACAUUCUGCAGAAAGAUGCAUUUCUGGUGUUCAGAUCUCUCUGCAAACUUUCAAUGAAACCACUUGGCGAGGGCCCACCUGAUCCCAAGUCCCAUGAGCUGCGCUCGAAGAUUAUCUCCCUGCAGCUCCUCCUGUCAGUAUUGCAGAACGCUGGCCCUGUAUUCCGAACGCACGAAAUGUUUAUCAAUGCAAUCAAGCAAUAUCUCUGUGUGGCACUGUCAAAGAACGGCGUGUCUUCUGUGCCCGAUGUGUUCGAACUUUCUCUUGCCAUAUUCCUUAGUUUGCUGUCAAACUUUAAGACUCAUUUAAAGAUGCAGGUAGAGGUAUUUUUUAAAGAAAUCUUCUUAAACAUACUGGAGACUCCAACAAGUUCCUUUGAGCAUAAAUGGAUGGUUAUCCAGACACUGACAAGGAUUUGUGCAGACGCCCAAUGUGUGGUGGAUAUAUAUGUGAACUAUGACUGUGAUUUAAAUGCUGCUAAUAUAUUUGAACGACUUGUUAAUGACUUGUCAAAAAUUGCCCAGGGGAGAAGCGGGCAUGAACAUGGAAUGACUCCAUUACAGGAGAUCAGUCUCCGAAAGAAAGGCCUGGAGUGCCUUGUGUCCAUAUUGAAGUGUAUGGUAGAAUGGAGCAAAGACCUUUAUGUCAAUCCCAACCACCAGUCCAGCCUUGGUCCGGAAAAAACGUCUGAUGUUGAAAGCAGUGAGAAUAAACCCUCAGAAACAUCAGGGAGGAGAAUUAGUAUCAGUUCAAUGGAUUCCACGGUCUCCUCUGGAAUCGGCAGUAUCAGCACCCAGGCGUCCGUCCCUGACGAUCCCGAACAGUUUGAAGUGAUCAAACAACAGAAGGAGAUCAUUGAACACGGCAUCGAGCUAUUUAACAAGAAGCCAAAAAGAGGAAUUCAGUAUCUACAAGAACAGGAGAUGCUUGGUGUAACCCCCCAGGACAUUGCACAGUUUUUUCACCAAGAGGAUCGACUAGAUUUUACACAAAUUGGAGACUUUUUAGGGGAGAAUAAUCGAUUUAACCGUGAGGUGAUGUACUCCUAUGUGGACCAGCUGAAUUUCUGUGAUAAAGACUUUGUGUCGGCACUGCGCAUGUUUCUGGAAGGAUUCCGCCUCCCGGGAGAAGCUCAGAAGAUUGACCGGCUGAUGGAGAAAUUUGCUGCUCGCUAUUUAGAAUGUAAUCAGAGACAAACCUUGUUCGCCAGCGCUGAUACGGCGUAUGUCUUGGCAUAUUCUAUUAUAAUGUUAACAACAGAUCUACAUAGUCCUCAGGUGAAGAAUAAAAUGACAAAGGAGCAGUAUAUUAAAAUGAACAGAGGCAUUAACGAUAGCAAAGAUUUGCCGGAGGAGUACUUAUCUGCGAUCUUUGAUGAGAUUGAAGGCAAGAAAAUUGCAAUGAAGGAGACCAAGGAAUUUACCGUUACAACCAAAUCUUCAAAGUCAAGUGCGACUAAUGAAAAGGAGAGAAGGCUGUUGUAUAAUAUGGAGAUGGAGCAAAUGGCAAAAACCGCCAAAGCACUUAUGGAAGCUGUGAGCCAUGCUAAGGCGCCAUUUACUAGCGCAACUCACCUGGACCACGUGCGACCCAUGUUUAAACUUGUCUGGACGCCAUUGCUUGCUGCCUACAGCAUCGGCCUUCAGAACUGUGAUGACAGCGAGGUGGCUAAUCUGUGCUUGGAAGGCAUUCGUUGUGCAAUCCGAAUCGCAUGCAUCUUCAGUAUGCAGCUUGAAAGAGACGCCUAUGUCCAGGCUCUUGCGCGAUUUUCUCUGCUUACGGCGAGUUCCAGCAUUACCGAAAUGAAGCAGAAAAACAUAGACACCAUCAAGACUCUCAUUACAGUGGCUCACACGGACGGAAACUACCUCGGAAAUUCAUGGCAUGAGAUAUUAAAAUGUAUUAGCCAGCUGGAACUUGCACAGCUUAUUGGCACAGGUGUUAAGACUCGGUACAUCUCUGGAACUGUGCGCGAUCGAGAAGGAAGCAUUAAGAGUUACACGACGGGAGGGGAGGAGUUCAUGGGGCUGGGAUUAGGGACACUGGUUGGUGUUGGAGUAGACAAGAAGCAGAUGGCCAGCAUUCAAGAAUCCGUUGGAGAAACUAGCUCGCAGAGUGUUGUUGUAGCUGUGGAUAGGAUAUUUACGGGGUCAACUAGACUUGAUGGAAAUGCAAUUGUCGACUUCGUCCGCUGGCUGUGCGCAGUCUCCAUGGAUGAAUUGGCAUCCAUACACCAUCCGCGCAUGUUCAGUUUGCAGAAAAUCGUGGAGAUUUCUUAUUAUAACAUGAACAGAAUUCGCUUGCAGUGGUCGAGAAUAUGGCAGGUGGUCGGUGACCAUUUCAACAAGGUUGGCUGUAACCCCAACGAAGACGUGGCCAUUUUUGCAAUUGAUUCCCUUCGACAACUGUCCAUGAAGUUCCUUGAAAAAGAUGAGUUGGCGAAUUUCCGCUUCCAGAAGGAUUUCUUGAGGCCUUUCGAACACAUCAUGAAAAAGAACAGGUCGCCUACAAUUCGGGAUAUGGUCAUUCGUUGCAUUGCCCAGAUGGUGAACACCCAGGCUGGCAACAUUCGCUCAGGGUGGAAGAAUAUCUUUGCUGUGUUUUACCAAGCAGCCUCUGAACACAACGCAAAUAUCGUGGAGCUGACCUUCCAAAACGUGGGCCACAUAGUCACAAAUGUUUUCCAGCAUCACUUCCCUGCGGCAAUAGACUCCUUCCAGGAUGCAGUAAAAUGUCUGUCUGAAUUUGCCUGCAAUGCUGCAUUCCCAGACACCAGCAUGGAGGCAAUCCGACUGAUCCGCUACUGUGCAAAGUAUGUCUCUGAAAAGCCACAGGCUCUGAGAGAAUACACUAGUGACGAUAUGAACGUAGCGCCUGGUGACCGAGUCUGGGUCAGAGGAUGGUUUCCUAUCUUGUUCGAACUCUCCUGCAUUAUUAACAGAUGCAAACUGGAUGUAAGAACAAGGGGCCUCACGGUAAUGUUUGAAAUAAUGAAAAGUUACGGGCACACAUUUGAAAACCACUGGUGGCAUGACCUGUUCAGAAUAGUUUUCCGGAUUUUUGAUAACAUGAAACUCCCAGAACAGCAAACAGAGAAGUCAGAAUGGAUGACGACAACCUGUAACCACGCACUUUAUGCCAUCUGUGAUGUGUUUACGCAAUUUUACGAAGCUCUGAAUGGCAUUCUACUGUCAGACAUAUUCACGCAGUUACACUGGUGUGUGAAACAAGAUAAUGAACAGCUAGCACGCUCUGGAACAAACUGCCUGGAAAAUCUCGUUAUUCUCACUGGAGAGAAGUUUAGUCCCGAGGUGUGGGAUCAGACGUGUACCUGUAUGUUGGAUAUCUUCAAGACCACCAUCCCAAGCGCGUUACUGAGCUGGAGACCAUCUGCGAUGGAAGAUGAUACGUCAGAGAAACGUUUUGAUUUAGACGUUGAUCGCCAGUCCAGCAGCAGUCUGGAUCGAAAUCCCUCUGAGAGAGCUCAUAGCCAGCUCUCCAACACUACAGAGGAUAACUGGAGAGGGAAGUCUAGUGAGAAGUUGGCUGACCAGAAACUGUUUGCUGGGCUUCUCAUUAAGUGUGUGGUGCAGCUUGAAUUAAUCCAAACGAUCGAUAAUAUCGUUUUUUACCCGGCUACUAGUAAGAAAGAGGAUGCUGAGCAUUUGGCAGCUGCACAAAGAGAUGCUCUGGAGAUGGACAUCCAUAUCGAGUCUGAGGACCAAGGAAUGUAUAAAUUCAUGUCAACGCAGCAUCUCUUCAAACUGUUGGACUGUCUGCAAGAGUCGCACUCCUUCGCAAAGGCCUUUAAUUCCAAUAACGAACAGCGGACAGCACUCUGGAGGGCAGGAUUCAAAGGGAAAUCGAAACCUAAUCUGUUAAAACAAGAAACCAGUAGCCUCGCCUGCUGUUUGAGAAUCCUUUUCCGAAUGUAUACAGACCAGAACCGCCAAGAUUCGUGGGAGGACAUAGAAUCGAGGCUUUUAAAUGUCUGCAGUGAAGCUCUGGCCUACUUCAUUACCGUCAAUUCUGAGAGCCAUCGGGAAGCCUGGACCAACCUGCUGCUUCUACUGCUCACCAAAACCCUCCGAGUCACUGAUGAAAAGUUUAAAGCUCACGCUUCAAAGUAUUACCCCCACUUGUGCGAAAUCAUGCAGUUUGACCUCAUUCCAGAGCUGCGUGUUGUGCUGCGGAAAUUCUUUCUUCGUAUCGGAGUCGUUUAUAAGAUCUGGAUGCCGCAGGAGCAAACGCGAGUUGCUGAAUCCUGUUUAUCCGUGUAACGUUUAUUGACAAUGAGUGUGUGCCCCCUGACUGCGGGCAUUUUACCCUCCAGCUCUGCCUGGCUUUAGUGUAGCAAACCCAGUGCUGCUAAUUUGGGAGUUUGUGUGCUGGAGACCAAUGUUUGACAUGAAGGUUACGGUUGACAGCCAUUCUUAUUAUUCUCAGAAGUGGCCCUUAAUUGUUCAGGGUCACUCUUUGUGUUGAACAUGUCGUAAAAUAGAACAUUCAUAAUGUCAUUUUUCUUGUCGAGGCCGAAUGAAGAGAAUGCCGGCAGCAAAUCCAUGCAUUUAGUGCUUCAAUGGGUUAAAUUAAACUUUGUGUUUGCGGUUUGGAUUUUCGUUGUUCCUUUUUAAAAAAAACAUGUCACCAAACACGCUUUACGUUAAUCAUCAGAGCAUCCAAACAGUUUUACAAUAAUCCCACAGUUUUUAAUUCGAUUUCUGCUUAUUACAUUUUACCUUGUCUGAGUACGCUGGGGGUUCAUUUAAAUCUCCUGCUCCAGUUAAAAAAAAAAAAACUUGGCAAAUUUUAAAGAGAUCGCCAGUCAAUCAGAAGAUCUCAGGUUCAUGCUGGGAAAAGAUGUUGUAAGCACUAGAGACAGGUAAUGUAGGAGCAGAUAUGUCAAACACAACAUGUUGCUUGUUGUGUGACAAUCCGCUGUGGCAAAUAAAUGCUGUUAAUACAGACUCCUGUGGACUGUAUAUGCUCUUCUGAUUAAUCUAAGAUUUAUUUCAGGCGAGGGGUCUGCUUUACAAAAUACACUUUAAUUUCUGUAAUUAUGGACUAUUUGUCAUAUUGAUUUUUAAAUGGAUGAGGUUAAUCUGAUGAUAUAUUUUUAUUUUUGUUACUCGGUUGAAUAUUUGGGGGAUUUUAUUUAUAUUUUCCAGUUUACCUUUCCAGCUGCAGAGUUGGCUGAGCCGUGCUUUUUUCAGCAAUGGCUUCUUCCCACCUGCAGCCCCUAAUCCCCGCAGCAUUCCGUCUCCUGUAAUUUGCACUUUCUUUGCUAAUAUAAUUUCCAGAAAGAAAAUAAUAAAGAUGUUAAAACCUCAGGGUCUGCUGUUCCAUCACUAGAAGGGUCAUCUGCUCAGAAGUCCAUAUAAUGAGUUUGCUAAUCCCAGGACAUACUCGAAAAUUAGUCAACACUAAAUGUUUCCUUUUAAUGACUAGAUAUUAAACGUAAUAUUUAAUACAAGUUAAGAAUCCGUGCUCUGUGGUAUUAAGAGGAAAAACUGUGAGAGAGAUUACAUUUCGGCUUGCUUUUUUUCUGUUUUCUCUCUUUGUAUUGAGGCUAAACUGCUCCAGGUGUGAGGGUGUAAGGGCAGCCAAACAAUAUUAAUAAAUACAAUUCUGUGAGAUCAGUAAGGCACAUGUAGGUUUUCCCCAGUGAGCAGGGAUUUCAAAGAUUACUGACUUAUUGGCAGUGUGAGAAAUAAGUCAGUAAGUGUGUGCGCGUAGACCCAGGUUGGGAAUCUACCGCGCCACGGUGUGAGUCUCAAAUUAAACCAGUGCGGGAACCGGCCGGCUUGGGAAAUGGCAUAGAAAGUAAUGAAAGUGGCUUUUCAUUAUGAUAAAUCACAGGCGUCGUCAAUCAGUAUUAUAAUUAGCUUCCAAUAUCCAUGCUAAAAAUAUUUGGUUUACUGUUUCUUCUAUGGUAUUUAAAAUUUAUUACCAAAAAUGUCAUAGUAGAACUGCUCCUAAUAUAACACCUAAUACUCCCCCUCUGAAAAUAGUUUUUAUUUAUAUAAUUUUUUUCAGCUGAGGUAGCGUGAGUGCUUGAAUGCUCUUUUUGUGUGUGAUUGCAUGGUAUAUGCAGUCAUAUAAAACAAAAUAUUGCAUUUAUUAUUCACAAAAUACCUUUUCUUGUGGUCUGACGUCUAGUAAGAUGGUGGUCAUGAUUCCGUCUGUUUUGUAUGAUUUUGUUAGUAGGAAACACAAUGUCCCUUAAAGUGGUUCUGUCAUUUUUAUUUCUCUAUUUUCCGUUUUGAUAUUCUCGUGCCUCCUCUAUCAUAAUGAUUAUACUCCCUACUUUGUAACUUGUCUUUAUUUAGAUUUUUUAUCUUCCUUGUGCUGGAUCUCAAUACCUGGGUGCAGCUAUUUUACUGCCCUCUGUCAAUGAUGUCUGCUGUUUGCCUUCUUUCACAUUAAUUUUACUGAUGGAUUGUGGGUGAAUGUGAUUGGUAAAUGAAUCAAAGCCUAACUUUAAUUCCCGCUCACUCUCAAAUUUUGUCAACUUGAUUUCUAUACAAAAGAAAGUGAUCCCUACAUUUCUUUAUAUAUUUAAUAAAAACCAGGGCACUCAGAGAGGAAAAACAAUCUAAGGGUAUAUCUUCAGACACCGAGGCGAUAUAAAAGCAGAUUUGAUAAGGUUUAUUUACGACAGAGCUGCUUUAAGGUUACUGAGUGGUGAGCUUGGUUGCCUUUGUUAAUACCAAUACUGUAAGAACGUUUUAUAUUAUAGGAUUGUUCGUCAGGCAUUGAUCUUGUGAUUGGAUGGUAUUGUCACGUGACCCGCUGCGAUCCCUCCAACAUGGCUCCUCACAUCACAUGACAUCACUGUAUUAAUGGGCUCUUGCAUCCAGCAUAUAAUAUGUGUAAAAUCCAUCGCCUGUUACAGAAUAUAGCUGAUCUAGUAUUAUUUCGCUGCAUUCUGGGAGAUUUGUUGUGGAUGGAGGGAUUGAGUAUUUUGUUUUCAGCGGGAGGGGGGGUGUUUUGGUUUUUUUGUUUUGUUAGCGUUGCUGAGCCAAUGCCAGGUCACAGUUGUUUGGUCUUUAAUAUACUUUUUUAGUUGACAGACCUUAUGUUCCACUUUUGGGAGCAGAGAAUUGGGUGAGUGGUUACUGCAACAGUCCCCCUAGAUUAACCCCUUCCUUUCUCACAUCCCUGCCUUCUUACUUAGACACCAUGUGCUAAUAACAGGUAUGAUUAGAUCAUAUUAAAGAACUAUUUAUAUGUGCACACUGAGUAGAACUACCAUCUCCAAACCCAUCACUGCGUUUAAAGUAUUGUUACUGAUAAAAUAAGAAGGAAAAAAAGGAUCUGUCUUUUUUUAAAUUUAUUUUUAAUUUAAUUAUAUUAUUUUUUUUUAAGACGACAAAGAUGUUGGGGUUAAUUCCCUAAACUGAGCGCUUACAGAGAAAUUCCACCUUUUAGGCCAGAAUAGUGUUGGACCAUUUCUCAGCAUGACUCGUUUACCCUAAAAUGUGCUUUUUUUCCAAUUCGUGGUCAUCGCUACCAGAUUUCCUAUUUAGUGAAUAAACCGUCUAUCUAGGAGUGGAGGUAUGGAGGGAAGCAAAUUCAUAUUUACUAGUAAGAGGCCUUCCUCUAAUAUAUGUACGUCCUGUGUAUAUUUUGUUCACCAAUCUUCUGUUUAAAAUAUCUAAAUUGUAUCCUUUCCUCUAAAAAUUAUCCAUGCGUUUCAGGAUAUGUCCUAUCAGCGUUGCUGUGUCAAAGAUUUUGAUUGGAAAAAGUCCUCUGUCUGCUGGAUGUAUACAUUUACAAACAAAUUAAAGAUAUAUAUGAAAAGCUCUGUAAAGUUUUCUAUGUAAUAUAUAAUGUACUAUAAGGGUAUAAUCUCAUACUUUAAUCAGGUGGUAAAUCAAUAAAGUUUUAAAGGUGA
This is a messenger RNA of Pelobates fuscus (common spadefoot toad), 9455 nucleotides long. RefSeq names its product ADP ribosylation factor guanine nucleotide exchange factor 2 (gene ARFGEF2). The record is from RefSeq and is a predicted model, not a curated record. The coding region runs from base 133 to 5838 and encodes 1901 amino acids. Gene Ontology annotation, molecular function: guanyl-nucleotide exchange factor activity. Gene Ontology annotation, biological process: regulation of ARF protein signal transduction. The transcript is spliced from 38 exons. Lineage: Eukaryota; Metazoa; Chordata; Amphibia; Anura; Pelobatidae.